GAAAAGUAUGGCGGCAAGUGUUUACGACAACUGAUCCAGUGUCGAAGUGCCGUUCUAAAUCGCGUAGCACUCGAAUCGCGUGGUGCGGAUUUGGCAUUCGUCCGUCGGAUUCGACUCAACGAAUCAAUUCGCGAAUACUUUGUGUUGAGUAAGUGAUUAUUGUUGCCGUCUGGCGGGUGACAGUGUUAUGUAAAGUACGCGCGGUUAUCGCCGCCCGCUAAACAAUCUAAUCAAAUAUCUGUGCACACCAAGGAGAUUCAGAAACGUCCAGGUGACGUACCCUACUCUUCGCGCCCGCUGUUUUAACUCCAUGAGGGGAUGAGCACUGGAGGGGAUGGGGGCGGCGUCGGCGUUCAGACCGGCGUCGGCGGAGGUGGUCGUGGAACCCCUCCGCACGGCUCGCCUACCCCAAUGGACAAGGCAACGCUCAAGGUUCACUUGCCCAAUGGGGGUUUCAAUGUCGUCAAAUUUGGUGAUGCAAUUGACGUUAGGGGGAUCAUUUCACUCGUGACGAGCCGGCUGGCGGUAAGCACCAGGCAAUAUCGUCACCUCUACGCCAUGAGGUUACACCAUCCAGGAUCUGGGGAGAGCUACUGGCUUCAUCAGGACACAACCAUGUACCAGGUUCAAGAAAAAUACGAACGGAAGCAUCCUCAUAGCGAGUGGAGGUACGAAUUAAGGGUCCGAUAUCUACCGCAGAACCUUAACGAUCUCUACGAAAAGGACAAAGUUACGUUUUACUACUAUUACGAUCAGGUGAGGAACGACUACCUGAGCGCAAAUCACGCCACUCUGGACCAAGAUGUUGCCGUACAAUUGUGCUGUCUUGAGAUUCGGUACUUCUUCAAAGACAUGCCGCAAAUUGCGCUGGACAAGAAAAGCAACUUGGAAUAUUUGGAAAGAGAGGUCGGACUCCACAAGUUUCUGCCCCGAACCGUUUUGAAUGGCAUGAAACCGAAAGCACUCCGCAAGCUGAUACAACAACAUUUCAAAAAAGUAGCCGCCCUUUCCGAACUCGAAUGUAUGUUCAAAUUCUUUGAACUUCUUCGAUCCUACUACAGAUUUGACCAGGAGAGAUUCAUAUGCGCAUUGGGGUCGAGCUGGUCGAUACCAGUUGAACUCGUGAUUGGACCUGACUUGGGCAUUUCAUACAUGGCACAUCGAGGUGGAACAGUGCCGUCGAGAAUAGCCGAGUUCUCGCAGAUCCAGUCAAUUCAGACUUUGGUGUCGGAUUGCAAGGAACAUGCAAAGGCCUGCAUCAAACUGAGAGUGGCAGGAGCUGCAGAAACCCUGAGUAUCACUUGCUCGAGUUUGGAUCAAGCAGAGAGUCUGGCAGACUUGAUCGAUGGAUACUGUAGGCUAACCACUGGGAGUAACACAUCUUUGUGGAAUAGAAAAGCUGCAUCCUGGAAAAAUUAUCCCUGCCCUUGUAAAGAUGCUCAUCCACCAAAGUAUAGGCAUGACGCAACAGACAGUCCCGAGAAAAAUUCCGGAAAAACAGGAACAAUUCUAUCUGAGGACUAUGCAGAGAUUGUCGACGAGGAAGGAGAUUACUCAACGCCAGCUACUCGAGACUACGAAAUUGUUAGAAAUCAAGUCGAGCUAGGUGAAAUAAUCGGAGAAGGUCAAUUCGGCAACGUUCACAAAGGAUCGUACAGAGGCCGAGAUGGUCAACUUGUAGCCGUUGCAGUAAAAACUUGUAAAGUCGACGCAGACCUCGCAACUGCCGAAAAGUUCCUCGAAGAAGCAUAUAUUAUGCAGCAAUUUGAGCAUCCACACAUAAUACGAUUAAUUGGUGUCUGCUCUGAGGCUCCGAUAUGGUUGGUCAUGGAGUUAGCACGGCUUGGAGAAAUGCGCGCUUAUCUUCAGUCCAAUAAGCACAGGCUUGAUGUAGCCACUCUUCUAUUGUAUACUUUCCAGUUGAGUACAGCUCUAUCGUAUCUUGAGAGCAAAAAAUUCGUUCACAGAGACAUAGCUGCAAGAAACGUUCUGGUAUCAUCGAACACUUGCGUAAAAUUGGCUGACUUUGGUCUUAGCCGAUGGGUCGAGGACCAGAGCUACUACACAGCGAGCAAGUGCAAGCUGCCAAUCAAAUGGAUGGCACCGGAGAGCAUAAACUUCCGUAGAUUUACAACAUCCUCGGAUGUAUGGAUGUUUGGAGUGUGUAUGUGGGAAAUCCUGAUGUUGGGCGUCAAGCCAUUCCAAGGAGUGCGGAAUAACGAGGUGAUACGGAAGUUGGAAAAUGGAGAAAGGCUAGAACUCCCAAAGCAUUGUCCUCCAAGACUGUAUUCUCUGAUGUCUCAAUGCUGGAGUUACGAGCCAAGCAAGAGACCAACUUUCAAAGACAUACGAGAAAAUUUGCAUGAAAUUUUACGGGAAGAAAAGCACCAGCAACAAGAGACAAUGAGGCGAGAGAAUAGGAGAGUUCAAGCAAUGUCUUGGGGUGCAGACGAAGCCCCACCACCCAAACCAUCACGUCAACCACAAAACUCAAGCGAAUCGGGAAGUAGCAUGAGCUCAGUCGCUCCAGUGUCAACAUACAUUGUUGCCCAGAGUCCGGAGGUACUUGCCCAACUUCUCAAGGACAACCAAUCUCGGGGGGUAUGUCCCUCCGUCUACACAACCCCCGCAUCCCCAUUUAACACACUCGCAGUGCAAUUUCAAGACGAGGAUCAAGCUCUAACUACCGCCAUCGCUACUGACCUACCCUUCGCCCUUGACCAAACCGUAUCUUCUGAAACCUCUGCCCUUCACCACGAUACUCAUUCGAUCGAAGACAUGGACUCUCUAGACAGCAAUGACACAAUUUCACCACUAAUGUCGAGCCUUAGUAUGUCCGAAUCUAGUAUAGUUGCACAAACCCAGUCCCCAGUUACAGGGAGAAAGCAUCAAGUUAAAGACACCCAAAACUUGUACUCUGUCAGCUCGAAGCUGGUUGGCAGUAUUACUGGCGAUUUAUAUGCUCCUGUGCAAAAACUCGUCAUAUCAAAUCCCAUACCAAUAACUUCAUCUUCGCAGCCCGCAGGUACCUGCGGUGAAAUUUAUGGGCCGGUUGUUAACUUUACUCAGAGUUCUGCGAUCGUAGGAAACCUUAGUCAGAGUCCAAGUCUUGGUGGUAAUACCGGGGAAGGUUCAGGAAAUCAUGCGCAGACUGUUAGUGCCGACACGAUUGUUAUGGGACAAAUCCAAUACACGAAUAGCGCUCAUUUGCAAACAACCCAAGCUUCAUCUAGUUCAGUGAAUCAUUACGGUAAUUCCCCGAAUCAGUCAUACGUUGGUGGACAGAAUGCUGCUAGCACCGGUGCAGGUUACCCACGUAGUAGUGGUUUAUCCAGUGUGAGUAGUACAGUUCCUGUAUCAAAUACUGAGUGUCUCUACGGCCCCGUUAUGAAAUUUCGCGCUAGAGCUACGGUUCAAAAUCAAAGUGCAAAUCCAAUGUCCUCGACACCUCCAAGUGUAUCACAUAUUCAAAAUGCGAGAAGUAAUUUAGUGUAUAGCCCCAUGCCGGGACAAAAUUAUCAGCCGCAACCAUUUUAUCCACAAAAUUAUCAAGAUCAAGAACAAGUCUAUUCUAACGUGGUUCAAGCACGACCACUUUCUUACGGGUCUCGAGCCCAGUCUGGUCAAAACUUUCAAAGACAAAGCUCCCAGGGGCAAUAUAUCAUUUAUUCGCAAAACCAGCAAUGCGAGCAACAAAACGGUGCAAAUCCUAUUUAUACGGUUCAUGCCACACCUACAUCUGUCGCCCAAGCUCAGUGUUUCAAUCAAGCAUAUUCAAUGCAAAGCGGUCCUACUCAUAGUCAGCCUUUUCAACAGGCCACACCCCCUCAAACUUCACAUCCCGUUCAGUCCUAUAUGAGUACUUCCAAUCAUUCAACUCAGCAAGAAUUAUUGACAACUUUAGCAAAUACUGAGGCCUCACAAAUUUCACAUCAACAUUCGGAUAGCUCAAUAUUGCAAAGUUCACUCUCUGGGGCAACGGGCGUGGUGAAAGGUCACGGCUCUCAGGUACACCAUUCUACCUCCAAUCCCAUAACGUCACAAACAAAUCAACGUACCCAAGUAGCGACGGGUGUUAAUGUAACGCAGCAACAAAGUCUUCACACACAAUUGGCGACGGCAGUACCGAGGUCAAAUCCGCCCUUGUUGGCGACUGGGAUAGCAAAGAUAACUACGUUUGUAACUCAUAAAUCUGACGAACAGUUGACCCGUUCUAUCAACAGUGCGUUAUCUAGUUCCCUGGUGUCGUCAGCCGUUAGCGACAGCACUAUUUCGUCGACCAGUUCGGUGACGGAGGAAAGCCAACAAGAUCAGCGAAACACACAAUCGCAGCUGUUCGAUGGCGCUAUCGAGCACUUUGGUCAUAGUGUGGACGAUGAACAGAAAUUACUCGAACAAAGACUACUAGAACAGCAACGUCAGUCCGAAGAAGAUAGCAGGUGGCUCGCGAGAGAAGAGAAACGACUUUCGAUCGCAACUAGUGGCGACGAAAGUGGAAGUCCUCUAGGACCUCGUUCGGUGACCCAAUCACCCAGUAAUGAAGCUACACCCGUCAACACAGGAUCCCUUGGUCUAGAUAAGGGCUCUGAUAAAGUUAUCAUCGUCAAGAAAAUGGAACCGACACCGACAGCCGAUUUAGAUAGGACUAACGACAAAGUAUAUGACUGUACAACGAGUGUCGUCAGAGCUGUUAUGUCUCUUUCCCAGGGUGUGCAACAAAGUAAAGCCGAACAGUAUCUUGAGCUGGUAAGAAAGGUGGGUGUGGAACUACGAGCGCUCCUCACAUCUGUGGAUUCUCUAAUGGAAAUCUUACCGGCAUGCGCGCAUCGAGAAGUAGAAAUGGCUCACAAAGUUCUGAGCAAAGAUAUGGCUGAACUUGUUUCCGCUAUGAAAUUGGCCCAGAGCUACAGUGCCACAACUUUAGAUGCAGAGUAUAGAAAAGGCAUGUUAUCCGCAGCGCAUAUAUUGGCUAUGGAUGCGAAAAAUCUUUUGGAUGUCAUUGACUCCAUACGAAUCCGUUACCCGUAUGUUAACGAACAAAUUUGUCAAAGAGUGGAGGGAUCUAGUGAGCCCGAAUUGUCUGUAGAAAAUAAAGUUCAUUCCAGCCAAUCUGGAGAGAUACUAAGAAGGAGUCAGUCAACCGAACGGCAUGGAUCAAUGUUUAGGCAAAGCCAAAGUGGAGACGUGUUACACAGAAUGGGCCAAUCGGUAGAGAGAACACCUCAGGAUAGCCAAUCAGAUGUUAGUUGCAAUUCUACAAUAGAAAGAAGACAUCAUAUGGUGACGAACAGUUUGGAACGUAAUUCGACAGCAAGAAGACAAAUGGCGACUAAUAGUUUGGAGAGAAAGAGGCCGUCCCUAUCAUGCAAUAUGGGGAUUCCUGGCAAUCUGGCCAAUCUUCCGCCAUUGGUUCCGGUUUCUUGUAGCAUAGUCCAGUCAGCUACACCAGUCAUACAUCCGAGUCAUGUGGGUGGAACUGCAGUUGCCAACCAAUCUUCUUCCAUGUUUGCAGUUCACAAUGAAACGUACAAUGAAACAUCCAACGAAACGCUACCAAAUGACAGCUAACAACAGGACAACUUUAAUCCAGGAAAGAGUGUGACAGACUUAGCUUGUAUGCAGAUAAUCGCUAGGCAGUAACUACUAAGUUUAUGUCCUUCGAGUAGCAUUCUCACAUAUGAUCAGUGUUCCUGCUUCUUAGCUCUUUUAUACUUUUCAAUACAAAACCUUUUUGUCUGUGCGUACUUAUAGACAGGAUUGUAUUUAUUAGUGUAGUUUUAGAAAGAUUUUUUAGCAAAUAUGAAUCUAUAGCUACCUAUAUUAAAUUGGCAACUCAAAAAUUUUAGGAUCAUCGUGAACAUUUACUGUAAUAACAUCACGUGCAGAGAAUAACUAGAUCAUUUUUCAUUGCACAUAUUUCCGUAAGCUGAGACAUUUUUGUAAUUUAAAAAAGAGAAAUGUAGCUAAACUCACUAUGUGUGCGAGCUUGUUUGCGAUAUCAACGGAAGUAGAAAUGGUAGUUCAGAUAUAUCUGACAGAGUUGCGCAAAUACCUGUACGUACAAUUAGUGAAAAUAGUAAAACUAACGCGACUUGAUUGAACACGUAGAAGGAAAAUUACAUUUCAAUGAUUACCCAUACCUUCAUGGUUGUGUGUAAUAUACUCAGGAUCAAAAGUUUACUGUUAAUUGUUGCCAGAUGAAGAAUAGCUCGAGGUAUUUAACAGUCGCACGUAAAUAAAAGUGAAAACAUACAUGUUAGUAAAAAAAGCCCCCAUCGUCAGUUAUGAUACAUGACUCAGUUUUAUAGACAUUAUAAUUUUACAAGAUUGUUUUUAAAACAAAUUUAUCUAUCAAACUAACAAAACAAAAAUAUCUAUGCGUGACUAAUAAAGUUUUGUAAGGUAGAAUUGAAUCCCGACUGCACAAUUAUGUGUACAAUUUAAUCGAAGAAGUCCAUUCGCGGUAAGAUCCUACAGAUAUCUGACUAGCAUGUACUUGUUGUAAUACAUAUGGAAUCUAAAUGAAUAUUCGGUGCGUUGACAGCUCCUAAGACAAAUAUUUCUACGAAACUUCUAAUCGUAUUUUCUCCCCCUGUCACAAAAAUUUCUCACACUAUUGGAAAAUUGUCCCACGUUUGGAGUAGAAACAUGACGAGGAUAAAGAAUUUGAUUUUCCAUUAGCAGAAAAAUGAUACGACCACAAUGAAAAUUUUAAGAAAUCAAAUUUUUGCGUUGAUAUGAUCCUUCAAAACAUUUUCGUAGGAAAUUGUUUGGCUAACGUUAACUUGAGUUAUUCGCUUACAUCCAUAUUUUUGGUAACAUUAGCAGAAAAAUGAAUGUCCAAAUCACGAGUAUGUAACUGACCAAUAGCGGUAAACAAACGAAAAACAAUUGCUAAAUAAAAAUUCAAGUGCCAACUGAAAUAUAUUUAUUGCGAAAUAUUGGGAUUAUUACUGAUUGAAUAUUAUUCAUUGUCAUGCCUUUAUGACCACGAUUAGUAGACCAGUAUUUUAUAAUACGGAAAAAAAAUGUCACAAAGUAAAUUUGGUAGUGAUCAAUGCAUUAAUACGAAUACUAGAAGGAUUAUUUUUGAUUCGCAGUCGAAAACAAGGAUAAGUAUCUUGGUCUACAGUCCAUGAAUACGGAAUUCAAGCGGCCUAUGUAACACCACUAUUAUAUCACUUUCGGGAGUGGAAAUUAAUCGUAACUACCAGAGUCGUCACAUUUUUAAAUAUCAUUCCGUGUAGGUAUUGGCGGUAUUGGCCAAUAAAUCCCAUACGCUUAUUUUUAUGCUUCUCAUGCAAAAGCUAGAUAUUGCGCUACUAUAAGCGUCUAAUAUCAAAAUAUCGUAAUACGCUAAGCUAUUAGGGGCAAUUAAAUUUUCGAGUCAUUGAAUACUCCGCUUCGUGCAAUGGAUUUUGUACUAAGAGUGAGUUUGCUUUACUUGAUUUGAAAAAGAUAAGUGCGAAAAGUUACGUAUUGAGCAGUAAUCGAAGUACGUGUAUUCUUGCAUUUAGUCAAUUAUAUUUUCUGACUUGAGAUGUAUUCAUACAAGAUUCAAUGCUAAGCAAUGGAUAAUAUUGAGACGUAUGGUGAUCCAGAAUUAACAUACUUCCCUUUACCAGUGGAUUCUUUCUAAAUAUGUAGCAAAAAUGACUAAUAAACAUAUUUCGAGGGAUUGAAAAUUUUAUAAUACAAGCUAUUUCCAUUACCCAAUUUUAUAACAGAAAUGAGCUGAUCCCUUCACAUGCAUAGGUAUGUAAUAAUGCAUUAGAAAUUUCAUUAUUAUACUUUUACAAGGAACCCACUGGCAUAGAAAGUUGCGAUCUUUUAGGAUCACCCAUGUAUGUGUCUGUAAGUAAAUGCUAAAGAUUGCGAUUAUUGUAGUAUUUAUGAUUAUUAUGAUUAAAAAAAGAAUAAAUGAUAAUUAUGACACGUUUUUUGUAAAAAUCGAAAGGUUUAAACAAAUGUUACUAUCGAAAUUGAUAUAGUGAAUUGUACGUAAUUUAAAAAUAUUGUAAGAGUAUCAUGUCUGAUAACUUAUAAGAACUAGUUUUACUUAUUAUUUGUCAAUACUGCAUCGAUAUUCGAGAAGUCAGGUGAUUAAUUGCUACAUUGUAUAUAUAAAAAGAAUAAUUCAAGUCCGUCGAGAGGCAUGGCAACUCAAUGCAGUAUUAAUGAAAAUAAUGUAAUAGUAUAUCUAUAUUGAGUUGAUUCAGAAACAAAUAACCUGCAAUUUUCCACCAUGGUAACUCCUAACAAAUUUGUUUAGGUUGAAAGAACAAUUCUGUUAAAAGAUGAGCGUUCUACGUUAUAUCGAAGAUCGCGCUUAGUUGAUUUUUCACUUUUAUACAUUUUUUUAAAUUUAUGAAGUAUCAAUGAAAUUUUUUUUCUAUUGCUUACAUCAAUUAUAACAUCAAUUUAUGUUACAAAGAAGACCCACACUUAUUAUAAUAAGUCUCUAGUUGAUGUUUGUGAAGUGUGUCUGAUGACAUCAUUAAAUCAAUCUCAUAAAAAAGUUAUAAUUUAAUAUAAACUCUUAAUUUAAAAGGAUAAGAUUAUCCAGUUGAAGUGCAACACGUUAGUAAAAGUGAUACACAUUAUCUUCAAGGAUUCGAAAAAAUAUUUAAAAAAAAAGGUGCACAAUCAAAUGAGCAUGAUCUUCUUUUGACAGAAUCUUUCUUUUAAUCAAAACAAACUUUUUAGGGGUUGCCACGUUGGAAAAUAAUUUUUUUCUGAAAUACCCUAAUCUAUGUAUUCUUCAUUUUUCAUUUAUAAAAAGACAUUUUACUUCUUCAUAAUGUAAUAAAAUAUUGCAAAGUGACUUUAUAAUUCGUAAAAAUGUAAAUUUAUUUAAUUUUACGUUGAAUAAGAUGCUUAACAGUAUAAUUUAGUUUCUUAUCAUAUUAAUUGCAUCCUCCUACUGUAGAAGUGGCUAAGGAUAUACUGAAAUUUCAAUAGACAUUGAUCUGGUCUUGACGACGAUACCUGGCUGGUUUUAUAGCAAUGCAAUAUGUCACACCUCCACAACGGACGUUUGUACAACGUUGAUUUACGUAAAACACCAUAACUACUUAGCAAAUAUACAUUUCUGAUAUUUAUACCAUCAACUCCCGAACUUAUAGUGGUAGCGUAAUAACUUGAAAUGUACUAGUGCUCUGUUACAAUAGACAUCCAAGUGUUUUUUACACGCAAAAGUUCAGACUUCAUCCCUGAACGAAUUAUGGUGUUUAUCUAUAUUAUUUUGAGGUUUGGACCAUAAGCGAACAAGUGUCAGACCCUGCAACGAUCGCAAAUAGGCAAGACACAGUCAGUAGAGGCAAAGUCCAACACCCUGAGCAUACAGCACUUGGACUACAGAAGACGUAAAAUAAAAGUAAAUAAAACCAAAGUGAUUAGUUGUAACAAAUGCCAGAUAUCUGGAUGAACAAUAACUAAUCAGCGUAGGUUGUUAAAGCUAAUAAUAAGACUACAUGCUUUCUCUAUCCAAUUUUAGCAAAACUAUACAAAGAUAAACGGGGAAGCAGAAAAAUUGCUAAAAUACAUAUUCAUGUAACCAGCAAUUGAAUGAAGUAUUGGAAUUGCAUAAACUGUAAUCUCAUUUAAAAAAAUAUUUGUAAAUUUGUGUAAAUGUUUAUUAUGUAUUAUGAAAUACAUGCAAAAUAAAUUAUGCAUAUGAUUUGAUCAAA
Molecule: messenger RNA, 9689 nt
Organism: Neodiprion virginianus
Lineage: Eukaryota; Metazoa; Arthropoda; Insecta; Hymenoptera; Diprionidae
Gene: Fak
Product: focal adhesion kinase 1
Exons: 23
Coding region: 319-5568 (1749 amino acids)
Biological process (GO): signal complex assembly; protein phosphorylation
Cellular component (GO): focal adhesion; cytoskeleton
Molecular function (GO): protein tyrosine kinase activity; ATP binding
Source: RefSeq, a predicted model, not a curated record